AUGUUGUACACGCAUUUCCAGAACGGAUAUUGUAGUACGCCUAACCACAUCGGUGCUAGAAAAUUAGCAAUGACUAUUACUGUACGGCUGCUUCUGUUUUCCUCACUGUUUCUGCUACCAGUUUCUGUGUUUGCUCAAACUAACGGUAGCAUAGCAGUCGGUGCUUCUCUUACUGCAACUGCAGGCAACUCCUCACCAUGGUUUUCUCCAUCUGGUGAUUUUGCCUUUGGAUUUCUGCCACUUGGAAACAAUGAUCUUUUCCUGCUCUCAAUAUGGUAUGCCAAAAUACCAGACAGAACCAUAGUUUGGUAUGCAAAUGGGGAUAAUAAGCCUGCGCUUGCACCUAAUGGAUCAACUGUGAACUUGGCUAACAGUGGACUAGAGCUUACAAGUCCUCAGGGUGAAGAGCUAUGGAAAUCUGAAACCAUUGCUGGUGUUGUUGUCAAUGGGGUCAUGAAUAAUACAGGCAACUUUGUUCUUCAAGAUGGCAAAUCAGGAAAUUUAUGGGAGACCUUCAACAAUCCUACAGAUACCUUGUUGCCUGGACAGAAAAUUGAAAGAAGUGGGAAGCUUUCAUCUCGAUAUUCGGAGACUGACUAUUCAAAGGGACGGUUCCAGCUGCUUCUGCAAGAAGAUGGGAAACUUGUGCUCAGCACCAUAAACUUGCCAACAGAAUUUGCCAACGAACCUUACUAUGAAACCGACACUACCUCAGGGACUGUGGCAGGUAGUGAAGGUAAAGAAUUGGUUUUCAAUGUCUCAGGCUACUUGUAUGUUCUGAGAGAGAAUGGUGGAAAGCACAAUCUUGCAGGGGAAGAGGUAGUCUCAGCAAGGGACAACUAUAUUAGAGCAACUCUCAACUUUGAUGGGAUUUUUGCUCAAUAUUAUCACCCAAAGAAUUUCACUGGAAAUGUAAGCUGGACUCUUCUGUGGUCAGAGCCAGAUGAUAUUUGCCGAAGAGUUACAGAAGAUUCAGGUUUUGGUAUUUGUGGGUACAACAGUAUCUGCAAGCUCAACGCUGAUAAUAGGCCAACCUGUCAAUGCCCAAGAGGAUUCUCUUUACUUGAUCCAAAGGAACCAUUCGGGAGCUGCAAACCGGAUUUCAUACAAGGCUGUGAAGAAGAUGAGCUUACUACCACAAAAGAUCCAUAUGAUGUAAUCGUGAUGACAAAUAUUGAUUGGCCAAUAUCAGAUUAUGCGCAGUUCAGACCUUUUACUGCAGAAAAGUGCAAUGAAUCUUGCUUUCAAGAUUGUUUGUGUGCUGUUGCUGUUUUCAGGAAUGAAACCUGCUGGAAAAAGAAAUUACCUCUCUCAAAUGGGAGAGUGGAUGUCAGUCUUAAUUCAAAGGCUUUCUUCAAAGUCAGAAAGGAUAACACAACUCUACAAUUUUCUCCAAUGCCAAAUCCAGAUGAUAAGAAGAAGAAGAGCAGUAACACUUUGAUACCCGUGGAAUCCGUAAUUCUGGCUACCUCUAUCUUUGUUAGUUUUAUGUUUAGUGCUGCUGUUUGUCUGGGAUUUUUCUUCGUUUUCCGGAAGAAACAAGUAAGGUCUAUCAAAAAUAUUUUGGACUCAAAUUUGUAUUCUUUUAGUUACCGAGAGCUUCAAGAAGCUACAAAUGGAUUCACAGAAGAAUUAGGAAGGGGUGCGUUUGGAGUUGUUUACAAAGGGACAAUACAAAUUGGUUCUGGUGUCCAAGUGGCAGUGAAGAAGCUAAACUGUGUGAUACAAGAUGGUGAGAAGGAAUUCAAGACAGAACUGCGCGUAAUUGGUAAGACACAUCACAAGAAUCUAGUUUGCCUGGUUGGGUAUUGUGACGAAGGGCAACAUCGAUUGCUAGUAUACGAGUUCUUAAGCAAUGGCACGUUAGCAAGCUACCUUUUUGCUGAUACAAAACCCAGUUGGACGCAGCGAAUUGAAAUUGCUUGUGGAGUUGCCAAAGGACUUUUGUACUUGCAUGAAGAGUGCAGCACCCAAGUCAUCCAUUGUGAUAUAAAGCCUCAGAACAUACUGCUUGACGAUUAUUACACUGCUCGGAUCUCUGAUUUUGGAUUGGCAAAGCUUUUGAUGAUGAAUCAGAGCCACACUCAUACUGCCAUUAGAGGAACAAAAGGGUAUGUUGCCCCUGAGUGGUUCAGGAACAUGCCAAUCACUGCCAAAGUUGAUGUGUAUAGCUUUGGUGUUGUGCUGCUUGAAAUCAUUUGCUGUAGGAGAAGCGUUGAUGUGGAAAACAGCUGUGAAGAGAGAGCAAUUUUAACAGAUUGGGUGUAUGAUUGCUACCGUGAAGGGAUAUUAGAUGCUGUUCUUGAUUAUGAAGUUGAGGCGUUGGAUGAUAGAAAGAAGCUUGUGAUGAUUGGUAUUUGGUGUAUUCAAGAAGACCCAUCUCUUAGACCAACUAUGAGGAAAGUUGUGCAGAUGCUUGAAGGCGUGGUGGAAGUACAUGUUCCUCCAUGUCCAUCUCCGUAUACCAGAACAGCCUGAAACCUAAAAGGAAUAACAUGCAACCCACCAAAGUUACUUCAACAGAAGACACGUGUGCAACCCACCGCAAUGAGUUGUAAAGUUGGUUCAAACAUAUACGUAUGGUCUUGUUAGUAUGUUAUUAGAUUACUGAGUUGUGAAGCUGCUGUCUUUAUCUUUUCUAUUAUUAGACUAGAUUAGUGCUUCAAGCAUCCGUUGGUUUUCCACCAUUGUUCGUGUAUAAAUACUCUACACUGUUAUCAAUGAAAAGCACACUUUCACACAUUUCUAUGUGGUAUCACAGCCCAUGACUUGCGGCAACUCUACUUCCAAUUUCUCGAUCCGACUCUAAUUUUUUUUUUUUCCUUCUCGGUUCUGCUCCUUUCCUCUUUCUAUUUCUUUUCUCCAAACAAUUUCAUCAUCUCCUCACUCAUCCCAUGAAUGAUAUGAACAAAGUUGAGAGAUUUGUGAUGGUUGCCAUUUGGUGCAUCCAAGAAGACCCUGCAGUGAGACCUACUAUGAAGAAGGUUAUAUUAUAUAUGCCGAUGCUUGAAGGAAUAGUUCAAGUUUCAGUUCCCCCAAGUCCUUUCCCAUUUAAAAUCUCUCCAAAUAUCAUCAAAUGAGGGUCGACUUUCCCAACUUUUCUCUCUGCCCUCUCUCGUGCGUUUUGGUUUGCACCCUCUCUGUUUGAGAGUCUCCUCUCCCUCUGGUGGUGAUUUUGCUUGGGCUUUAUGCUCAUUUCUAGUGGUUCUUAUCCACCCUUUCCCAUAGCCAGUGUUGUUUUCCUCUUUUUUCCCCAUCUCCUCUUCCUUUCCUUGUCCCAAAACUCAUAUCUUGGAUCGCUCCUUGCUCAACUCGAAUUCACACAACCUCUUCCGCUCUACUGUGUCAUCCUCUUCAGAUCCAUGGCUCCAUGUUGGCAUCUGUUGGAGCGUGAUUUUGGAAUCUCCUUAAAGCGCUUUUGUCGCUUAUUGGUCGCUGGAGGCUGUAUACAUCCUCCCAAGACAUCUCUUCGAGUUGCUAUGUUCUUUGUUCUUGGUGUUAUCUUGAUGGUGGAGUUGUUGGGUUCCUUCGGUGCUGGUGCAGACUGGUGGUUCUCCUUCCAUGUGGCGGCGGCUAGGUUUUUUUUAUGUUUGUUUGUUAUUUUGCUAGGCCUAGUUUGUUUGUUUUGUUGGGCUUUUGUUAUUUUUUUCAUUUUGUUGGAUCUUGUUUAUUGUGUGUGGUUGGGCCUUUUGUUAUGGGAUUGUGUUUGUGAUCCUAUAUCAUUGGACUAUCUACCAUAAUUUCCUUA
This is a messenger RNA of Prunus mume (Japanese apricot), 3748 nucleotides long. The record is from RefSeq and is a predicted model, not a curated record. NCBI's taxonomy places the organism in Eukaryota, Viridiplantae, Streptophyta, Magnoliopsida, Rosales, Rosaceae.